AUGCUGACGGGCAAAAUUCCUGCAGAGCUUGGUUCUUUGACUAAGCUCGAGUCGCUGUCUUUUGGAAGAAACAAUCUAACAGGAGGUUUGCCUUCUACUCUUGGGAAUCUAUCAUCUCUUGUAAAUUUUUAUGCAAAUUACAAUAGCAUUGGCGGGACUAUACCAGAUACUUUCGGUCAAUGGGAAAAAUUAGAAGUCCUUGCACUGGUGAUGAACAAGUUGGUCGGUACCAUUCCUUUAUCCAUCUAUAACCUCUCUUCUAUCACAAUCUUUGAACUUCCAUAUAAUCAAAUCGAAGGCAGCCUUCCAUCUGAUCUAGGAAUCACUCUUCCUAAUCUCCAAUUCCUAGUUCUUGGUGGUAACUUGUUUACUGGUUCCAUUCCGGUAACAGUAUCCAAUGCUACCAAACUAAGUAACCUUGUCUUGGCAGAAAAUGGAUUUACAGGAAAAGUCCCUUCUUUGGAAAAGCUGCGUGAUCUUGAGAAAAUAACAUGUCACGAUAAUCUUCUAGGAACAGGGGAAGCGGAUGACUUGAGUUUUUUCGACACUUUGACCAAUGCCACUAGAUUGGCCCGAGUGUCUCUAGCCGACAACAACUUUGGAGGUGAGUUGCCUGAAUCAAUCUUCAAUUGCUCCACUGAAUUUGCAUUUUUGAGCUUGGAUUUGAAUAAAUUAGUUGGGAGCAUCCCAUCCGGCAUAGGGAAUCUAAUCAAUUUGCAGGUUCUUUCCAUGUCCCUCAACCAUUUAAGUGGCAACAUUCCUUCUGAUAUCGGGAAGCUUCAAAAGCUGCAGAUUUUGAGAUUCUUUGAUAAUAAUAUCCAUGGGGAGAUCCCAACAUCUUUUGCAAAUUUAACUUUGUUACUUUAUCUCGAUGCAUCUGGAAAUAAUCUUCGGGGCAACAUCCCUUCACAUGUCGGAAAAUACCAUUUUUUGGUGUCACUAUGUCUUCAUCAUAACUAUCUUAGUGGCAUCAUUCCCAAAGAAAGUGCUAAUCUCACGUCAUUGUUUGAACUAAACCUUGCACAUAAUAAUUUGAGUGGUUCCCUUCUGUUGGAAAUUGGACUUCUGCAAAAUCUAGAAAUACUAGAUGUUUCUCAAAAUAGGUUGGUCGGAAGUAUUCCAAGUUCUAUUGGUAGUUGUGUGAAGUUGACGUCAUUAAACAUGGAGGCGAACAAAUUAUGGGGCACCAUUCCUUCAACUUUAGCUAAUUUGAGAGGUCUGGAGGAGUUAGAUCUUUCUUACAACAACCUCUCAGGAAAAAUCCCAGACUACUUGGAAGGCUUUGUCUUUCUAACGAAACUAAACCUAUCAUUUAAUGAUUUUGAGGGUGUCGUACCAGAAAGUGGUGUAUUUAAGAAUGUAACAGCCUUUUCUGUUGAAGGAAACAAGAAGCUCUGUGGGGGAAUACCUGAAUUGCAGCUGCACAGUUGCAACUCCAAAGGGUCCAGAAACAAAGGAUUUUCUCUAACCAUGAAAUUAAUUACUUCUAUGUCUUUCGGGUUUCUCGGACUGCUUUUGUUCUUGUGUUUCCUAUAUCUAUGUUGGUGUAGAAAGACGAUAAAUGUACCGUCUGUCAAGUUAUUAGGAAAUCCAUUUUACCAAUUGUCCUACCAAGCUCUGCUUAAAGCUACUGAUGGCUUUUCUCCAGCAAAUUUGAUUGGUGUCGGUAGUUUUGGUUCAGUAUACAAAGGAAUUCUUGACGAGGGUCAAAAAGUUGUUGCAGUUAAAGCGUAUCGGCCGGUUCCCGAUACGUAUCGGUCCGUAACCGAUAUUUGGACCGAUACGGCCGAUACGGCCGAUACGUAUCGGUGCUGA
This is a messenger RNA of Rhododendron vialii, 1815 nucleotides long. RefSeq names its product receptor kinase-like protein Xa21. Gene Ontology annotation, molecular function: protein binding; ATP binding. Gene Ontology annotation, biological process: hormone-mediated signaling pathway. The transcript has 2 exons. The record is from RefSeq and is a predicted model, not a curated record. Gene Ontology annotation, cellular component: plasma membrane. Lineage: Eukaryota; Viridiplantae; Streptophyta; Magnoliopsida; Ericales; Ericaceae. The coding region runs from base 1 to 1815 and encodes 604 amino acids.